AUGGGCGCGCUCGUUCGAAGGACGAUGAGGCAGGGGCUGAUCCCGACCGUUGUUGCUAGCUCGAAGGCCACAACUGUCGCGGACGCUUUUGCUACUGAGACUUGCGGAUCCUCGUCUUUCCGCUUCGGGACAUUUGACUGCGCAGUUCUGCCUCUAGAGGGUGUCCGUCAUGAUGGACAGUACGUUAUGGUAAAGCUCAAUAAUGGUGAUGCUGUAGGCCGGCUGUCCGAAGACGCAGGCGCGCCGCACAGCCUUGCCCUAAUCACACUACUAGAAAUCGCGCUCAUCUCAGCGUGCAAGUAUGUUGAGAUGACCUACUGGCCUGUCUCGUUGGUAUCGGACGCAUGGAUCCGGAUAACGCCUAAAGGGCCCGACUCGUCGAGUCACGACAAAUCGGCGAUGGAUGACUCUACAGACUUCGUGGACAGUAUCAUGUUCGACUGGUCCUUAGGUGUUGUCGUCACCGGGCGAAUCACGUCCGCAGUAGAUCAUAUCCGCAACGGCUUGAAGGAGAGCGACACAUUCGUGCAACAUGCCGAGUCCAUUGGUAGCAAACUGCAUAGCAAACUCGAUACCCACGUUGAGACGGUUCCGCUGAUAGAUUAUCUUUUCCGCUAUGAUGUCGGCCCUGUAGCGCGAGGAAAAAGACGCUCUGGCGGCCGCAGAGACAGCUUCGUCACCCAAGACUGCACUGGGGCCGUGCAAGACGUCAUUUUGUCCACCCAAUCUGAGAUAAGGGAGGCAGUAAGCUCCCACUGGUGCGAGUCCACUGUGCCCAUCAGCAUGGCUCGAGUCGAGCCGCAUAGCACAUUUAGUAGGCGUAGACCUAGCGUGCGGUCCACUUUGGAUGGUGUUCGGUGGCAUGUCCGAGCGGUCGGAUGUGAACGUAAGAAAAAGCAAUUGAGCGGCCUGGUCAACUAUACAGCCUGA
This is a messenger RNA of Alternaria atra, 930 nucleotides long. RefSeq lists its product as uncharacterized. The record is from RefSeq and is a predicted model, not a curated record. Gene Ontology annotation, cellular component: cytoplasm; membrane. Gene Ontology annotation, molecular function: Delta24(24-1) sterol reductase activity; flavin adenine dinucleotide binding. Bases 1 to 930 code for a protein of 309 amino acids. Lineage: Eukaryota; Fungi; Ascomycota; Dothideomycetes; Pleosporales; Pleosporaceae. The transcript has a single exon. Gene Ontology annotation, biological process: steroid metabolic process.